GGGAAGAGUCAGUGAGGCAGGUUAUCGAAAACAAGACUUUCACUUCUGGCUUUCCACUGAUUUCGAGGAGUAUCUGUUGCAUAUGAUAUAAUUCCCCCGGUCCAGUGGAACGAAAGGAUUCAGCCAAUGGCUUCAGCUGAUGAAGUUGAAGUCUUACAGGUCUUUCAAAUUAACUGAGUGAAUAAGACUUUGAUCGACGUCGAUCGUGCACAGUUUCAAACGAAUGCUCAAGGUAGCUUAUAUGUGUAAUGAUCCUUACAAUUUGGUAAACUGUAUGAAGAUGGACUCUAGCUAAAAGUAAACUUGUGAAUUUGUGGUCAAGCUAUUACAGUAACACAGAGGAAUGGUUUUCACUCACUCGCUGAUGUUAUAGGUCGUUUGUGACUAUCUAUUAUUCACCUACUGAUAAUUUAUUUUCAUAUUCUCGUAGGUUCCCGGCCAGCGUUUUACGUACAAGUUCGACAAAUUACCUUACAGAUACGAUCCAGAAGUGUCACAAUCAAGGUAUCAAGAACGAAAGAAAAUAUCAUCUGAUAAAUCUACAUCCUGUUUAUCGGGACAAUCAUUACUCUCGUCUUCAUUUAAGCAGUCAACACUUUCGCGUGCCCAGAUCCCUUUGGGGAGUAGUAUCUCCCCCUCUCUCAUACCCAGUGCUGCUCGGUCGACACAAGCAAGCCAAGUAACAACUCAACAACUUUCUCCCCAAACACGUACUUCUUCAAAUCUGCGUAAAAUAACAUUGAAAGCUUCUGUUCCUUUACUCUUUCGAAAGCAAGAUCUUCUGAAUUGUUCAACUAAGUCUAUUCCUGUGUCAGUGAUUAAGCGAAUUGCCUUCAAUCCAUAG
Molecule: messenger RNA, 844 nt
Organism: Pocillopora meandrina
Lineage: Eukaryota; Metazoa; Cnidaria; Anthozoa; Scleractinia; Pocilloporidae
Source: the annotation of a GenBank genome assembly